Messenger RNA from Benincasa hispida (wax gourd), 3859 nucleotides. It is a transcript of the gene GLR3.3, whose product is annotated as glutamate receptor 3.3. Gene Ontology annotation, molecular function: ligand-gated monoatomic ion channel activity. Gene Ontology annotation, cellular component: membrane. The record is from RefSeq and is a predicted model, not a curated record. Lineage: Eukaryota; Viridiplantae; Streptophyta; Magnoliopsida; Cucurbitales; Cucurbitaceae.
UGUCUCUGCCGCCCACUGCUAGGGCGGAAGGGCCCACCUUUGGAGUAUCCACGAACGACUGAAGAUGCUCUCACUGUCGCUGCUCAAAGAUUGGGCCUCCAAGUAAAGAACACUCCACUUUUUUUUUCAUCUACCAUAUACUUUCUCUCCCAAUCAUUCCAAUAUCUUUUCCUUAAAAUUUCUUACUGGGGUAAACCCCCAAUCAGGUUCUGCUUUCCUUAUCUUAUUCAGAGAAUCUACUCUUCUGUGCAGUUUUAAUUUCAGUAGUAGACUUUUUGCUUCCGUAGGACUGGUUGAUGGUCGUCAUUAUUUGAUUUUCUGUUAGUUAUUAGUUUACCACCGGACUUUGCUGCUGGUUGUUCCGAUUACUUCUUUGUUAAAUUUUGAGAAUAUUUCAUAUUUGUGUGUCCAUACUAAUCAAGCUGCUUCUGGGAGUUGGGGCAUUUGGUAUGGAGUGUUUUUGGCUUCUCUUCUCUAGAAUAAUACUUACCUUCAGGGAUCAGUUAAGUUUCAAAAUGUUGCCGUGACCUUGAUAUUGGGAGGUGGUUUUUUGUUUUCCGGUUUGGAAAGAGUAAGGAAUCGGAUUCUGGGUCUGCUUCUGCUUACAUCCACAGCUUCCUUAUUUGUGAAUGUUUCAUACUUAAGCUUCUCUUGGUUCUGAGUCUUAUUGAAUCACCACGAGAUAAUAAAAUAACCAAGUCCUGUUUAAGACCUUCUCCCAGCCGGCGGCGGAAAUAAGGAAGAAACAUAUUUGAUUUUAGUUUUUUUCCAUAAACUAAACAUAGAUAGAAUUCCCUGUUUCUUAGGCAAGAAUCGUAAAUGAGUCACCUUUGGUUUCUUUCUUUGUUAUCUCUCUGUUGUGGUAUUUUUCCUCUUGGGUUUGGUAAGAACAUUUCGUCAAGACCAUCGGUUGUGAACAUUGGAGCUGUUUUAUCUUUUAAUUCUACUAUUGGAAAAGUUGCCAUGACUGCCAUUGAAGAAGCUGUGAAAGAUGUGAAUGCGGAUCCCAGCAUUCUUCCUGGAACCAACCUUUGGUUACAAACGCAAAAUUCCAACUGUAGUGGGUUUCUGGGCAUGGUCGAAGUUUUGCAACUUAUGGAGAAAGAAACUGUUGCCAUCAUAGGACCCCAAUCUUCUGUGGUUGCCCACAUUUCAUCCCAAGUUGCAACUGAGUUCCAAGUCCCUCUAGUCUCAUUUUCAGCUACUGAUCCUACUCUCUCUGCCCUUCAGUUUCCUUUUUUUGUGAGGGCUGCACAGAGUGAUUUGUUUCAAAUGACGGCGGUUGCUGAGAUUGUUGAAUACUAUAGUUGGAAAGAGGUCAUUGCUAUAUAUGUUGAUGAUGAUUAUGGGUGGAAUGGAAUUGCGACAUUGGGUGAUAAACUUGCUGAAAGGCGUUGUAAAAUCACAUAUAAGGUAGGUAUUAGUCUAGAUUCUGUGGAUAAUCGAGCCCGAGUUAUGGAUCAACUUGUUAAAGUUGCACUGAUGGAAUCAAGAGUUAUGGUUCUCCAUGUGAACCCCAAAUUAGGUUCCUUAGUCUUCUCAGUGGCUAAGUACCUUCAAAUGAUGGGCAAUGGAUAUGUAUGGAUAGCAACUGAUUGGCUUACAUCUCUAUUAGACAGUGUUGUUCCUCCCCCUCUUGAGAUCGUGGAGUCAAUGCAAGGAGUUCUUUCUCUACGGCAGCACACAGCAGAAUCAGAUAAAAAGAGAGCUUUUAUUUCCAGGUGGAAUAAGUUAACAGGUGGCUCUUUAGGUCUGAAUGCUUAUGGUCUGUAUGCUUAUGACUCUGUUUGGAUGGUUGCUCAUGCCAUCGACAAAUUUUUCAAUCAAGGUGGGAUCAUUGCACACUCUAAUGACUCCAAGCUGCAUUUCAGUGAAAGUGGUGAUCUUCAUCUUGAAGCUAUGACCAUCUUUGAUGGUGGAAACCGCCUGCUGAAUAACAUAUUGGAGAGUGAUUUUGUUGGUCUGACUGGUACCAUUAAGUUUGAUUCGGACAGAUCCCUUCUUCAUCCUGCAUAUGAUAUUAUUAAUGUUAUUGGGACUGGAUCAAGAAGAGUGGGUUACUGGUCCAACUAUUCUGGUUUAUCAAUUGAAGCUCCUGAGACACUCUAUUCCAAACCACCUAAUCGUUCACAUGCAAAUCAGAAGCUGUAUGAGGUGAUAUGGCCAGGAAAUACAAUAGAAAAGCCUCGAGGAUGGGUAUUCCCGAACAAUGGGAAGCUAUUAAAAAUUGGAGUGCCGCUUCGGGUCAGUUACAAGGAGUUCGUAUCAAAAAGCAAAGGGACAGAAAAUUUCCAGGGUUUCUGCAUUGACGUGUUUACGGCUGCUGUAAAUUUAUUGCCGUAUGCUGUACCACACCAAUUUAUAGCCUUUGGCGAUGGCCAUCACAAUCCAAAUUACACAGAUCUUGUGUAUGGGAUUACAACUGGCAAAUUUGAUGCUGUUGUUGGAGAUAUAGCCAUUGUCACAAGCCGUACAAGGCUUGUAGAUUUUACUCUGCCAUAUACUGCUUCUGGACUAGUUGUUGUGGCCCCAUCCAAAAAACUGAACACUGGAGCUUGGGCUUUCCUGCAUCCAUUUUCUCCAGCCAUGUGGAUGGUCACAGCUAGUUUCUUCCUUUUUAUCGGAAUAGUUGUCUGGAUUCUGGAGCAUAGGACGAAUGAUGAAUUCAGAGGCCCACCUAGAAGACAAUGUAUUACAAUUUUAUGGUUUAGCUUCUCAACUCUAUUUUUUGCCCAUAAGGAGAAUACAAUCAGCACUCUUGGCCGCCUAGUGUUGAUCAUAUGGCUCUUUGUGGUUUUGAUAGUAACUUCUAGCUACACAGCCAGUUUAACAUCCAUUCUCACAGUGCAGCAGCUAUAUUCUUCAGUCACAGGAAUCGAAACCUUGAGGGAAAGUGAUGAACCGAUAGGUUACCAAGUUGGAUCGUUUGCUGAACGGUAUCUGAGAGAGGAGCUGAACAUAUCUAAAUCUAGGCUUAUUUCUCUUGGAUCACCCGAAGAAUAUACCAAGGCACUUGAGCUUGGCCCUGACAAGGAGGGGGGUGUUGCUGCUAUAGUUGACGAACUUCUAUAUGUAGAAAGUUUCCUAUCGAGACAGUGUUCAUUCAGAGUUGUUGGUCAAGAGUUUACAAAAAGUGGCUGGGGUUUCGCAUUCCCACGAGAUUCUCCCUUGGCCAUAGACAUGUCAACGGCCAUUUUGCAGCUCUCGGAGAAUGGUGAUCUGCAACGGAUUCAUGACAAAUGGCUAGUGAAAAGUGACUGCACCAAUGACAAUACAGAGCUACAAUCAGACCGGCUUCACCUUAAGAGCUUCUGGGGUCUUUUUCUAAUCUGUGGCAUAGUUUGUUUCAUCGCCCUUGCCAUAUAUUGCUUUCAGAUUAUUCGUCAGCUAUACCAUACUGAUGCAAAAGAAUCUGAUCUGUCUAGCAGUAGUGGAUCACAUUCUAACCGCCUUCGAAGAAUUAUAUCGUUAUUGGAUGAGAAGAAAGAACCUUCUAAAAAGGGAAGCAAACGAAGGAAAGUUGAGAAAUCAUCUGAAAAUGAUAAGGACGAUGACCAUUUGGAUGCUGAUCCUUGAGAAGUUGGCAAACAGAAAUUGAAGCAGCCAACCAAGCUCAUUAUCUGGUCUUCUCAUCAAUAAUUUUAAGGCUUUCCAGACAUAAAUUGCAUUCGAAAUCCAGUUUGAGAGCUGUAACUGUAUAAUUGAGUUAUCUGUUUCUAUAGGUUUAGAAAAAUAUAUGUGCACUUUUGCGAAGUCCUUCCCUUCUGCUAAAGCAUAUUGGAGGAAAUGAUCAUGUACAGCUUGUUUAAAUGCACAUCAUCUUUCAUUAUUAUUAUUAUUAUUAUUAUUAUUACUAUUA